Molecule: messenger RNA, 2998 nt
Organism: Mauremys mutica (yellowpond turtle)
Lineage: Eukaryota; Metazoa; Chordata; Testudines; Geoemydidae
Gene: ATG7
Product: autophagy related 7
Exons: 19
Coding region: 237-2384 (715 amino acids)
Biological process (GO): C-terminal protein lipidation; autophagy of mitochondrion; cellular response to nitrogen starvation
Cellular component (GO): phagophore assembly site; cytoplasm
Molecular function (GO): Atg8 activating enzyme activity; Atg12 activating enzyme activity
Source: RefSeq, a predicted model, not a curated record
CAGGACUGCUGUGAGGUUGCAGGCCGGCUCUUUGCUUGCCUGACGAUUUUAGCUCUUCCUCCACCUUCCCUUCUGGCACCGGUACCCAUCCCUUAGACUGUCUUUGCGCUGGACCCAUCUCCAUCUGACUCUGUCAGAUUCACCCAUAGUAACAGCAGCAGCAAACGGAAGAAAGGGGCCUGCUACUCGCACGGCUGCUAAGCUGUGGAUAGCGAAAGCUUUAAUUGAAUAAAACAAUGGCAACUGCUGAUAGUGAGACACACAAUCCCCUGGAACCUAGAAUCCCAAAGCUACAGUUUGUUCCCUUCACCAGUGCCUUGGAUGCGGGAUUCUGGCAUGAGCUGACACAGAAGAAACUUAAUGAGUAUAGAUUAGAUGAGACUCCAAAAGGUAUCAAAGGCUACUACUAUAAUGGUGAUCCUUUUGGUCUACCAGCUCGUUUAACAUUGGAGUUUAGUGCCUUUGAUGUGAAUGCUGCCACCCCGGCACAUUGCUGUCCUGCUGUUGGAACAUUAUAUAACACCAACACUUUUGAGUCUUUCAAAUCCUGUGAUAAGAAGUCACUUUUGGAAAAAGCAGCAAAUGAGAUAUGGGAGACAAUAAAAUCAGGGACUGCCCUUGAAAACCCCAUGCUCUUGAACAAAUUCCUGCUUCUGACUUUUGCAGAUUUAAAAAAGUAUCGCUUCUAUUACUGGUUUUGCUACCCUGCUCUCUGCUUCCCUGAUGGCAUACCUAUUGUUCAGCAGGCAGUCUGCCUAGGUGAAAGGUUCUCUUCAACUCAGAUUCAAGCGCUCCAGAAAGCAUAUGAUGAACUUUGCCAGAGGGAAGGAGUUACAGCCUUGCCUUACUUUUUAAUCAAGUAUAAUGACAAGUCUGUUUUGGUGUCACUGCUUAAAAACUGGAAUGAUUUUUUCCAAGAUCAAGAGGAAAAGGUGACAGUUGGAGUUUAUGAUCCCUGCAAUUUUACCCAGUAUCCAGGAUGGCCGCUGAGGAACUUACUGGUCAUGGCAGCACACAGAUGGGGUAGCCACCUCCAUUCAGUUGAAGUGCUCUGCUUCAGAGACAGGACCAUGCAAGGCGUGAGAGACAUAACACACAGCAGCAUCUUUGAAAUAAAGCUUCCACAGAUGCCACAGAGCCCAGUAGAUUGUCCAAAAGCUGUUGGAUGGGAGAAAAACCAAAAAGGAGGCAUGGGUCCAAGAAUGGUGAAUCUCAGCGAAUGUAUGGAUCCUAAAAGGUUAGCUGAGUCGUCUGUGGAUCUUAAUCUUAAAUUGAUGUGCUGGCGGUUGGUGCCUACUCUUGACCUGGAGAAGGUUGUGUCUUCUAAGUGUCUGCUGCUAGGAGCUGGUACGCUGGGUUGUUGUGUAGCCAGAACCUUAAUGGGAUGGGGAGUCAGACAGAUCACAUUUGUGGACAAUGCAAAGAUCUCCUAUUCCAACCCUGUACGGCAGCCUUUAUAUGAGUUUGAAGAUUGUCUCGGUGGUGGGAAGCCCAAGGCACUUGCGGCAGCAGACAGACUGCAAAAAAUAUUUCCAGGAGUGAAUGCAGAAGGAUUUAACAUGAGCAUCCCCAUGCCAGGUCACCCUGUGAAUUUUUCUGAAGUCACGAUGGAACAGGCUCGAAAGGAUGUGGCACAGCUUGAACGGCUCAUUGAUGCUCAUGAUAUUAUUUUCCUGUUAAUGGACACUAGGGAAAGUCGAUGGCUUCCUGCUGUCAUUGCAGCCAGCAAGAGGAAGCUGGUCAUCAAUGCUGCAUUGGGAUUUGAUACAUUUGUUGUGAUGAGACAUGGACUAAAGAAACCAAAGCAGCAGGAGUCUGGUGAUUCAUGUUCCAACAAUGCCUCUGGCUCUGCUGAUCUCCUGGGAUCAUCGCUCUUUUCAAACAUCCCUGGCUAUAAACUUGGCUGCUACUUCUGCAAUGAUGUUGUGGCACCGGGGGAUUCCACCAGGGAUCGGACAUUGGAUCAGCAGUGCACAGUCAGUCGACCAGGAUUAGCCAUGAUAGCUGGAGCCCUUGCAGUAGAGCUAAUGGCUUCUGUUUUGCAACAUCCAGAAGGUGGUUAUGCUGUUGCUAGCAGCAGUGAUGACAGAAUGAAUGAACCACCUACCUCUCUUGGGCUUGUGCCUCAUCAGAUUCGUGGCUUUUUAUCAAGAUUUGAUAAUGUCCUUCCUGUCAGCCUUGCAUUUGACAAGUGCACAGCCUGCUCUCCCAAAGUCCUUGACCAGUAUGAGCGAGAGGGGUUUAAUUUCCUUGCAAAAGUUUUUAAUUCCUCACAUUCCUUCUUAGAAGACCUAACAGGUCUGACUUUAUUACAUCAGGAAACUCAAGAUGCUGAGGGAUAUGGAAAAUGUGCCACUACCAUCAUAGUGACAAAGAAAAAAUGAGACACUUUCUGGCUUACGGGAAAAUGCAGUGGUUAAAGAUAUAUAAAAUCUUGACUGUGUGCCACUUAAAAUCAGACAGAUAAAAGUUCUGAACAGUGUUUUGUUUUGAUGAUUUGUGACCCUUUUGAUGCCUAUAAAUGUCUAUAUUGUUGUACAUCUAUAAUUAAUCUUGCAGUAUGAUAUAGUAAUACCCCAUGAAUGGUUUUAAAGUUGGCUUUAAGAAGUGAUUAUUCAGUUAUUGUAGCCUGCAUAAAAGGUUUUAGCUGUUUCUUCGGCUGGAAAUGUCUCAUCAGUUUUGCUUAACAAGUUUGCUGGGAUAAUGAUGACUUGGCUUUUGGUCUCAUGUUUUAACCUUUUAAAAUAAUUGCCACAGAUACUGGAGACAAGAAACCAUGUAAUACCUGAUGGUUUAUUAAAUCAGAUUGUUAACCCCCCCAGAAAUCAUUACUUGCAAUGAUAGGAUCCAACAACGAAACAAGUACUAUACAGUUUUUCAGGUGUUACUUAUUAGCACAAUAGUGGUGAUGCCUUGGUCUAAUUGCCAUACAUCAGUGACUUUUUCAGUUUGCUUAGAAGACUGUGUUGUUCUAAUGACAUAAUUAAAGGGAAUAAUA